AUUCGACAAGUGAGCCUUUUCCCUUUCAAAGCAUCGGUGUGUUUGCAAAAUGAUUUCAUAAUAAUUGUUCCGUGAACAGUGCCGAGUAAAUAUUAGUCAGCUGCAGCAGUACUUUAACGACGAUAAAUUAUCACGAACGAAAGCAGGAACGAGAAAAACGACUAAAAAAUGGGAAGUUUUAUGUCGUCCCACCAUAGUCGAUCGGGUGGCACAACGGGUGAACGGUCGGCAGAGAUGGCGGAGCAGUGGGUGGAACGGGAAGAAAAUGACCCCAACAUUGUGAACCGCGCGCCUACCUUUUCCGCGAACGACGACAAAAGUUGUGCAAUAGUAGGUAAUAAAUCAGAAGUUCUUACGAUAAACAGCGAUACUGCUGGAAGCGAUCCUGAACAUAGCCAUUGCUCUGCCGAGCCUUGUGGUGGCAGUGGGGGAAAAUGUGCAGAACUGGAAGAGUUCCGUCAAGAACUUACCGUAAAGCGUGAAAUGCGAAAAUCAAAAAUGGCGGAUAUCAAGCAUGAAAUGGACCAGCUGAGAAAAAGUCUGGCGGAAGAAAAAGGAAAAAAUCGUGCACUCAUACGAUACAUUCAGAGUCAACAGCAGACAAAGACAUCCGUGGAACCAGCUGUUGGCGACGAGUUGAGUUUACCGGCUGCUGCUAACGACGACAGUGCAAAAAUGGUGCAAAACGAGAGCGAAAACAUCGCGGAAAAACAGUUAGAACAAAGCGAUUCUAGUUCAAGCACCUCCACAACCAGUCCGGAUGAUUUACGCCUCGCGCUAAAGAAAGACCUAGCUGAGUCACAGCUUCAACUGCAGAUCGCAAACGGGGAGAUUCUAACGCUGCAGAGCGUGAUCGAUCAGUUACGAGCGCAAGUUCAAACCCUCCGGACGCCGUCUGCCGAGGAGGAAGCCGCCGAAGCCGCGCGAAAUCAGGAACUUCGAAAGCUGAAAGUGGAACUAGCCGAUUCCCAGUUUCAGUUGCAAAUUUCGAACGCCGAAGUGCUCGGCCUACAGAGUGAUAUUGGACAGUUGAAAAACCAGAUCAAGGGCCUGAAGGACGUCAUCAAGGCCGGCAAAGAGAUCAUCGCUAUUCGCGAAGAUCAAGUCGAGCAGUUGAAAGCGAAACUGCGCCAGAUCGAGGACUCACUGCAGGAGCGGGAACUGCAGAUAAUGUCCGCCGAUUUGCGCCGGGAGUACGAACGACAAAUGAGCAACAUCCGCAACCUGCGUGAACUGUACGAGGAACGGGAACGGGUCUCAAGAAUGGAACGUGACAAUUUACUGCGGCAGCUCGAGCUGCGUAAAAACGAUCUCGAAGCAGAACAGGAAAAAAACAAAAAUCUCGAAUCACAUGUCGCCAGCAUGCAGGCCGACUUGGAAGCAACAAAAACGGAACUGGCCCAAACGAAAGACCGGCUAGACCAAUCGCUGUCCGAGUCGAAACAACUGCAGGCCGAAAUGAGCGUCGUAAAUCAAUUCAUAUCCAAGUUCCUGCUGGGAAUGAGUCGAAAGCAAACGCCCGGUGGAGUAAAUCUGGACAAACUGACCGAAGUGCUGGAGGAAAACCGCGGUUUGCUUAUCGAAAUGACUAAACAGGAAGCGGAAACGAUCGAUUUGGGGGCUUUUUUGCCCCGUGCUUUAUACGAUUUGGUCGCCGAAGUGGACGAGCAGCAAAACGAUGUACCGGACCCGGAGCAGGCAGACAUAUCGGACGAGGACACCACAACCGCCGCCGCCGGUGAGAACGACCAAGCGGCUGCUGGCGGUGAGCGCGGGUGGUUCGCCGACGGACAGCAAGCUUCACCGGAGCAAAUCGCUGACAAAUUGCCAAAAGUAUGGCGUGUUUUGAUAGAACUGGUGAAUCACCAGGAGCGUGCCGAGCCGGUUCCCUUUGUGGAAAACGGUGAGAGUGACGACUGUCUGAAAUUAGAGCAAACGAAGAACGGACCGAAGACUGUUGUCAGCGUGAGCAAAACCUACCUCAAACUAAAGGAUCUCAUUUUGGAGAAAAAAUCGUUGAAAAAGGAAACCAACCGUCUGAAAACGCUCAACUCCCACUUGGAACGUCGGCUGGAAACGCAGGAAAAGCGGCUCAGUGCAGUCAGUCUGGAGUUAACUAAAACUUGGCAUCUUGUUGGCAAAAUGCAACGCCAACACCGGCAACUGCACACUCAGGAGCAAAUUCUGCGCUAUCAUUUGCAGCAGAAGCGACGUCUACUGAGCGAACUGAAGGAAGAGCUGGAGUACUGCCGUUUGAAGUGGUCCGCUGCUCGGCAGAAAAACAUCGAAUCCGAGGACCAGUGGCGAAGUUUGAAGGCCGAUUUUGCAUCCCGUAAGAAGCAAGACUCACUGAACAACAAUUCGGGUGAAAGUGGGUACAGCGACGAACAACCGACCGACGACGAAGACGAGGAAUACUCUGGAGGACAAAACAAGGUUCAAAGAUCGAAGGAAUUUAGAGAUUUGUUAGUCAACUUUCAACGAUGUCGCAGCGCUUCAUUAACGAAUGUCCUAUCUAUGACGGUGCAGACAGUUAGAAAAUGUCACAGUGAAACGGAUAUGAAAUCAUUGAAUAAUGUCGAAAGAGCUAAUCAAUUUUGCAAUGAAAAAAUUGAGGAUCUACCUAUGUUCCCGGAAGAGGAAAUCAUAUGUCCGAUUAAAAAGAAAUCAAAAGCACAGAAAAAGAAGAAACAGAAAGAGAAAAAAGGCCCAGAAACAGCAGAGGAGAUGUUUAUGCGGCUGUCCGGGCUUGGGCAGGAAACUAACGCAGAUGAUAACGAUGAUGAUGAUGAGGAUGAUGAUGAUGAUGGAGAUGAUUCGGAGGAAGAUAUCAGUGAAGAUUCCCAAUGUUCCGAAAUUGAAAAAAUUGAACAGAGAAGUUUAAGCCCUGUUGAGGAAAUUGCCAAGGAACCCGAACUAACCAGCGAAGAAAUGUUCAAUAUGAAACGUGAAGCCCGACUGAAGCGAAUGGAGGAGCUGAAUUCGAGACUGGACAGCUACGCUACUCCAACGAGGUCUACGGAUAGCGGAAGCACAUCAACGGUUGUAGAAGGUCCAUCCAGGGUACUAUCACCGACUGAGGAAGACUAUCUGCAAAGAAGAGCAGCUAGGCUAGAACGCUUGGAACGGGAGGCUAAAGAGUUUCACAGCAAAUUAUCCCGAGCUGUGAACCGUGGAAGUGAAAUUUCCGCCCAAAUUGAUGAAAUCCACAACGGGUUCAUAGCUAGACAGUCAGAAUCACCUACAGCUGCUAGCAGCUCAUCAGAGCAACAGACGAUUGCCAGCAAAACUACAAAACUUUCCGAAAGUGAGCAAGCUGCUCUGACAGAAAGAGAACGCGAUUACACACAAAAUCGAUCCGACCGUCUUCAACGACUGGAAAAUCAGAGUCAAUCUCUUCUUGACCAAAUGAACCGAACCUUACAACGAGGAUCAAAAUUGACUUCACGCCUCGAUUCUCUCCACUCUCGUUACAACAGUAGCGAACACCACAGUGAUAGUGAAAUGUCACCAAAAGACUCUACUACUGUUGAACCCUCAACCGAAGAUCUCGAAGUAUCAAAUGAACUGUCACGCAACAGUCCAACAGUCCCAGUCGAACACCAAAUAGUUCCUCUGUCGGCUUCCAUCGAUACUGUUUUACUGGAAAACUCGAUCAUCAUACCGGCCAACGGCCCAAUCGAGUUGGUUCUAGUGUCCGACGAAGAAUAUGCCGACGAAAUCGAGGUCAACCUACAUCCAGCAUCUGUGAAUGCAACCUCAAGCAUGGAAGAAGAACAAAAUCCGAACGAACACAACGAUGCCUCCUCGGCUUCUCACCAGUGAAGCGCAACAGUAAAACGUUUAAUUAGCCUCUAACCAAAAGACAUGUCCACCAGAAUGUCCUCAAGUUUAUAUUUGCAACCAUGUAUGACAAACGUACCGUUUCUGUGUUAAUAUUGUAGCUUUCAUAUUUUUUAGGAUAAUAAAUUAAC
This is a messenger RNA of Sabethes cyaneus, 3974 nucleotides long. Its product is annotated as restin homolog. The transcript is spliced from 6 exons. NCBI's taxonomy places the organism in Eukaryota, Metazoa, Arthropoda, Insecta, Diptera, Culicidae. The coding region runs from base 169 to 3825 and encodes 1218 amino acids. The record is from RefSeq and is a predicted model, not a curated record.